Molecule: messenger RNA, 4048 nt
Organism: Symphalangus syndactylus (siamang)
Lineage: Eukaryota; Metazoa; Chordata; Mammalia; Primates; Hylobatidae
Gene: EGF
Product: epidermal growth factor
Biological process (GO): positive regulation of MAPK cascade; positive regulation of cell population proliferation; epidermal growth factor receptor signaling pathway
Cellular component (GO): plasma membrane
Molecular function (GO): calcium ion binding; Wnt receptor activity; Wnt-protein binding
Source: RefSeq, a predicted model, not a curated record
AUGCUGCUCAUUCUUUUCAUUCUGUUGCCAGUAGUUUUAAAAUUUAGUUUUGUUAGUCUCUCAGCACCGCAGCACUGGAGAUGUCCUGAAGGUACUCUCGCAGGAAAUGGGAAUUCUACUUGUGUGGGUCCUGCACCCUUCUUAAUUUUCUCCCACGGAAAUAGUAUCUUUAGGAUUGACACAGAAGGAACCAAUUAUGAGCAAUUGGUGGUGGAUGCUGGUGUCUCAGUGAUCAUGGAUUUUCAUUAUAAUGAGAAAAUAAUCUAUUGGGUGGAUUUAGAAAGACAACUUUUGCAAAGAGUUUUUCUGAAUGGGUCAAGGCAAGAGAGAGUAUGUAAUAUAGAGAAAAAUGUUUCUGGAAUGGCAAUAAAUUGGAUAAAUGAAGAAGUUAUUUGGUCAAAUCAACAGGAAGGAAUCAUUACAGUAACAGAUAUGAAAGGAAAUAAUUCCCACGUUCUUUUAAGUGCUUUAAAAUAUCCUGCAAAUAUAGCAGUUGAUCCAGUAGAAAGGUUUAUAUUUUGGUCUUCAGAGGUGGCUGGCAGCCUUUAUAGAGCAGAUCUCGAUGGUGUGGAAGUGAAGGCUCUGUUGGAGACAUCAGAGAAAAUAACAGCUGUGUCAUUGGAUGUGCUUGAUAAGCGGCUGUUUUGGAUUCAGUACAACAGAGAAGGAAGCAAUUCUCUUAUUUGCUCCUGUGAUUAUGAUGGAGGUUCUGUCCACAUUAGUAAACAUCCAACACAGCACAAUGUGUUUGCAAUGUCCGUUUUUGGUGACCAUAUCUUCUAUUUAACAUGGAAAAUGAAGACAAUUUGGAUAGCCAACAAACACACUGGAAAGGAUAUGGUUAGAAUUAACCUCCAUUCAUCAUUUGUACCACCUGGUGAACUGAAAGUAGUGCAUCCACUCGCACAACCCAAGGCAGAAGAUGAUGCCCAGGAGCCUGAGCAGAAACUUCGCAAAUUGAGGAAAGGAAACUGCAGCAGCACUGUGUGUGGGCAAGACCGCCAGUCACACUUGUGCACGUGUGCAGAGGGAUACGCCCUAAGUCGAGACCGGAAGUACUGUGAAGAUGUUAAUGAAUGUGCUUUUUGGAAUCAUGGCUGUACUCUUGGGUGUAAAAACACCCCUGGAUCCUAUUACUGCACAUGCCCUGUAGGAUUUGUUCUGCUUCCUGAUGGGAAACGAUGUCAUCAACUUGUUUCCUGUCCAAGCAAUGUGUCUGAAUGCAGCCAUGACUGUGUUCUGACAUCAGAAGGUCCCUUAUGUUUCUGUCCUGAAGGCUCGGUGCUUGAGAGAGAUGGGAAAACAUGUAGCGGUUGUUCCUCACCUGAUAAUGGUGGAUGUAGCCAGCUCUGCAUUCCUCUCAGCCCAGUAUCCUGGGAAUGUGAUUGCUUUCCUGGGUAUGACCUACAACUGGAUAAAAAAAGCUGUGCAGCUUCAGGACCACAACCAUUUUUGCUGUUUGCCAAUUCUCAAGAUAUUCGACACAUGCAUUUUGAUGGAACAGACUAUGGAACUCUGCUCAGCCAGCAGAUGGGAAUGGUUUAUGCCCUAGAUCAUGACCCUGUGGAAAAUAAGAUAUACUUUGCCCAUACAGCCCUGAAGUGGAUAGAGAGAGCUAAUAUGGAUGGUUCCCAGCGAGAAAGGCUUAUUGAGGAAGGAGUAGAUGUGCCAGAAGGUCUUGCUGUGGACUGGAUUGGCCGUAGAGUCUAUUGGACAGACAGAGGGAAAUCUCUGAUUGGAAGGAGUGAUUUAAAUGGAAAACGUUCCAAAAUAAUCACUAAGGAGAACAUCUCUCAACCACGAGGAAUUGCUGUUCAUCCAAUGGCCAAGAGAUUAUUCUGGACUGAUACAGGGAUUAAUCCACGAAUUGAAAGUUCUUCCCUCCAAGGCCUUGGCCGACUGGUUAUAGCCAGCUCUGAUCUAAUCUGGCCCAGUGGAAUAACGAUUGACUUCUUAACUGACAAGUUGUAUUGGUGCGAUGCCAAGCAGUCUGUGAUUGAAAUGGCCAAUCUGGAUGGUUCAAAACGCCAAAGACUUACCCAGAAUGAUGUAGGUCACCCAUUUGCUGUAGCCGUGUUUGAGGAUUAUGUGUGGUUCUCAGAUUGGGCUAUGCCGUCAGUAAUGAGAGUAAACAAGAGGACUGGCAAAGAUAGAGUACGUCUCCAAGGCAGCAUGCUGAAGCCCUCAUCACUGGUUGUGGUUCAUCCAUUGGCAAAACCAGGAGCAGAUCCCUGCUUAUAUCAAAACGGAGGCUGUGAACAUAUUUGCAAAGAGAGGCUUGGAACUGCUUGGUGUUCGUGUCGUGAAGGUUUUAUGAAAGCCUCAGAUGGGAAAACGUGUCUGGCUCUGGAUGGUCAUCAGCUGUUGGCAGGUGGUGAAGUUGAUCUAAAGAACCAAGUAACACCAUUGGACAUCUUGUCCAAGACUAGAGUGUCAGAAGAUAACAUUACAGAAUCUCAACAAAUGCUAGUGGCUGAAAUCAUGGUGUCAGAUCAAGAUGACUGUGCUCCUGUGGGAUGCAGCACGUAUGCUCGGUGUAUUUCAGAGGGAGAGGAUGCCACAUGUCAGUGUUUGAAAGGAUUUGCUGGGGAUGGAAAACUAUGUUCUGAUAUAGAUGAAUGUGAGAUGGGUGUCCCAGUGUGCCCCCCUGCCUCCUCCAAGUGCAUCAACACCGAAGGUGGCUAUGUCUGCCGGUGCUCAGAAGGCUACCGAGGAGAUGGGAUUCACUGUCUUGAUAUUGAUGAGUGCCAGCUGGGGGUGCACAGCUGUGGAGAGAAUGCCAGCUGCACAAAUACAGAGGGAGGCUAUACCUGCAUGUGUGCUGGACGCCUGUCUGAACCAGGACUGAUUUGCCCUGACUCUACUCCACCCCCUCACCUCAGGGAAGAUGACCACCACUAUUCCAUAAGAAAUAGUGACUCUGGAUGUCCCCUGUCCCACGAUGGGUACUGUCUCCAUGAUGGUGUGUGCAUGUAUAUUGAAGCACUGGACAAGUAUGCAUGCAACUGUGUUGUUGGCUACAUCGGGGAGCGAUGUCAGUACCAAGACCUGAAGUGGUGGGAACUGCGCCACGCUGGCCACGGGCAGCAGCGGAAGGUCACCGUGGUGGCUGUCUGCGUGGUGGUGCUUGUCGUGCUGCUCCUCCUGAGCCUGUGGGGGGCCCACUACUACAGGACUCAGAAGCUGCUAUCGAAAAAUCCAAAGAAUCCUUAUGAGGAGUCGAGCAGAGACGUGAGGAGUCGCAGGCCUGCUGACACUGAGGAUGGGAUGUCCUCUGGCCCUCAACCUUGGUUUGUGGUUGUAAAGGAACACCAAGACCUCAGGAAUGGGAGUCAACCAGUGGCUGGUGAGGAUGGACAGGCAGCAGAUGUUGGGUCAGUGCAACCAACUUCAUGGAGGCAGGAGCCCCAGUUAUGUGGAAUGGGCACAGAGCAAGGCUUCUGGAUUCCAGUAUCCAGUGAUAAGGGCUCCUGUCCCCAGGUAAUGGAGCAAAGCUUUCAUAUGCCCUCCUAUGGGACACAGCCCCUUGAAGGGGGUGUUGAGAAGCCCCAUUCUCUCCUAUCAGCUAACCCAUUAUGGCAACAAAGGGCCCUGGACCCACCACACCAAAUGGAGCUGACUCAGUGAAAACUGGAAUUAAAAGGAAAGUCAAGAAGAAUGAACUACGUCGAUGCACAGUAUCUUUUCUUUCAAAAGUAGAGGAAAACUAUAGGUUUUGGUUCCACAGUCUCUACGACUAAUCACCUACUCAAUGCCUGGAGACAGAUAUGUAGUUGUGCUUUUGUUUGCUCUUUUUUAGCAGUCUCACUGCAGUCUUAUUUCCAAGUAAGAAUCACUAGGAAAUAAUUACUGGGAGAAUCACUGGGAGAAUCACUAGGUAACUUAUUAGAAACCCAAAUUGGGACAACAGUGCUUUGUAAAUUGUAUUGUCUUCAGCAGUCAAUACAAAUAGAUUUUUGUUUUUGUUGUUCCUGCAGCCCCAGAAGAAAUUAGGGGUUAAAGCAGACAAUCACACUGGUUUGGUCAGUUACAAAGUAAUUUCUUUGAC